UUAUUUUUAACCAGAAACCCAUCCUACAGUACGUGUUAAUCAAAGCGAAACCAGACAAGACGGAAAAUCCAACAAAUUUGCUGGUAUAAAGGGUGAUCAUUGGGUUUCGUAGCCAAACACUGACCCAUCUGGGACGACUGACGCUGACUGAUCACGACGCAAUACUAUAGCUAAUUGUACAACCACCCAAUAUAGUAACGGAAGUCUAUUUUGACGCAGAUUAUAGCUGAUUAAAACAGUCGAUAUCUGUUACACAAAAUCAUGGCUUCGGUUGAAUCGAUGGAAGAGCCACAAACGUUUUCCUCUGAAGAUAAUUCUAGAGCGGAUAUCAUCGUGAAAGAGGAGCCAGAGGACCGCGUACUAAGAGAAAUACGCAAAUACAAAAUCCCUAAGCUUAAUGGUGUCCAAAGAGAACGCUUGUUCACGGUGCUAGCGAACCUUGUUGGCAAUAGUACUGAAAGUCCUUCAACGCAGCAGGAAACGCUUGGACGGAUACUGGAUAUUCUGAACAACCUGCCGUCACGCAAGUCCUGGUUUCGAGAUCUCGUUCAGGCUUUACGACAGGCGGGUGACACAUUUUUUAAGCAAUUAGCUGUUGAUUUGGAAAAUGAGUUUCAGGAAAGUCGGCGAGAUAUGGACGAGGGGGAAUGGGAGAGCUCUGGGAGCGAGGAUAUUGAUGGAGACGAAAACAUUGGGUUGAAAAUCCCCCCUUGCUCAGAAUCGUUUUACAGAGAACACAGUACGGAUUUUGAGAAGAAUUACAAGAACACAUCGUCACCAAGGGGCAGAGUAUUAGUCAUAAACAACAAAAAGUUUGACGGGAAAAGAGAUCGACGUGGAACAGAGCACGACGUCGCCAUGUUGGAGAAAUUAUUUACGGGACUUCACUAUCAGGUCGUAGUCAAACACGAUUUAAAAGCACAGGAGAUCAAAGAUGCUUUACGAGAAGAAAGUCAAAAUCCUGUGCACGAAUCCCUUGACUCCUUCGUGUUUGUAAUUCUCAGUCACGGAGAUAAAGGGAUUGUAUACGGAACGGAUUUAAAAUUUGUGAAAUACCAGGAGAUUUUCAGCUUCUUUAAUAACAAAUCGUGUCCCGGAUUAAGAGGGAAGCCAAAGUUGUUCUUUAUCCAGGCGUGCCAAGGAAAGAAGAGGGACGAAGGUGCUAUCUGCACUGAUGAAGGGGAAAGUGAGGAGGAAGAGGAAACAGAUUCGCCUGGCGCCGAAAAUACGGUGUGCGUGGACGCAGAAGCAUAUGGAAACGACAUCCGUCCGACCAACAGCGACCGACUAGUUGCAAAGGCAACAACAGAAGAAUACGUUUCAUAUCGAGAGGCAAAGAAGGGCACGUGGUUCAUCCAAGCCAUAGUUGAUGUUUUCAGUAAACUUUCGUGUCAGGAGGACGUGGUAUCGAUGUUUACACAGGUUAACAGUCACGUUUCCCGAUUAUCGACGCCCAAAAAUCAGAAGCAGAUGUCGGAAGUCACUCAUACAUUAUGCAAGAAAAUGUAUUUCUUCCCAGGUAACGGGAAAGGCAAAUUGGUGGCUCCACCUAGAGAUCUGUCCUCGAUGCUGGAAGACAUGCGUUGGAAAGAAAGCAAAUUCGGUUCUGUAAACACUCUGAGCAUCCAGCCAGAAGUCCUGAAACCAAGGGCGUACCAGAAGGAACUUGCUCAGCCGGCGAUGGAUGGGCUGAACUGCAUUAUCUACGCUCCACCAAACAGCGGGAAAACCCUCGUGGCUUUAAUGAUUGCCAAAAACCACCUCGAGAAGAGAUGUGCUUCUACGAUGACUGCGGCAACUUCGGGCAGGGGAGAUGAUGAUGUAACUGAAUUUAAAACGGCUGCGACCUCAUUGGGGAAUACUGUGCCCAAAGUUUUAGACGACGACGACGACGUCACUCGAUUGAAAACACCUGUGAACACGUCUAGCGUAACGUCUUGUCAUACUGCGCCUGCUGUUCGUGACAGCAAUAAUGUUGACGAAGUUACUCAACUGAAGGCCGUCGUGGACACACAAAGUUUAAAGUUACCAAAAGUGGCCUUUGUUACCAGACGGUUUGCCCUCCUAAAACAAACCUUCAAACACUUCAAGAAAUACAUGCCGCUAUGGAGCACUGGCAAACGCAGCGGUGCGUCAAACUCGAAUGUGCCACUGAGUGUACUUCUCCGACGCAAAGACAUCAUCAUAGUCGUUGACAACAUCUUGAAAAAUUCACUGGAGUCGAAGGAUGUUAGUAUUAUGGAUUUCUCCCUAAUCAUCUUCGAUGAGUGCCAUCACUGCAAGGCAGACAAUGACCACCCUUACAAUCAAAUCAUGUCAUUUUACGUUGAACAGAAGUUGAAGUUGGGUAAAACAGGGGAGGGAAAGUUACCACAGAUCGUUGGGCUGACCGCCAGUCCUGGAGGGGGAAAACGACCAGUGGCAGAAAGUGUUGCACAUCACAUUCUUAAGCUUUGUGCCAAUCUAGACGCCCGUCGCAUUGUUACGGUGAAGGACAACCUGGAAGAAUUAAACCAAAUGAAACUGGAGCCCAUAGACCAGGUUUGCAUUGAGGUGGAGGAACGAAAGAAUCCAUUCAAUGACCUUUUGGCGUCCAUGAUGGGUGAGAUAGAAAGCAGGAUACAAGUUUCUACGGGCAGUACCAAGGGCACACAGGAAUACAUGUCAUUUGUAGAGGAGAAGAAAAAGGCUUUUCUUGAAGACGACGGUCCUAACACCGGGGAUUGCCUCUUGUGUUUGGAACAUUUGUUAGAAUAUAACAGUGCAAUGGAGUUCUGCAGCUCAAUGCGAAUGGAAGAUGGGCUUAAAUCUCUGGAGGACUUCUAUAAUGAAAUGGAACGCAAGAAAAGGCAAAGUGGUUUUGGAGCCAUGGAGAGAAGACUACUAAAGCUUUUUAAAGACAAUGUACCACAACUAAGCUCUUUUGCGUCAAAUGAAAGGACACCCCCAAAACUAAAGCUUCUGAAAGAACAGGUACUGACCAAACUAAGGAAACAGGAAGAAAAUUUCCUUCCAUUUAGAGCAAUGAUUUUCGUCAAGACUAAAAAGGCAGCCGAGGCGAUGAAACGAUGGAUAAACAAUGCUACAGAUUUGCAUCAGCUCAAUGCCGAUGUGUUUAUGGGAAUAAAAUCAUCGGAGAAGGGCGGGAUGUCACCUGAGACACAGACGGCAAUACUGAAGAAAUUUGAAUCGGGAGAAACAAAAGUAUUGAUUAGUACAAGUGUCGGUGGGGAAGGAAUUCACGAGUCCAACUGCGGCAUGGUUGUUAUCUACGAUCACAUGUUUGAUGACAUAUACAGCAUUCAAUCACGUGGACGUGCACGCACAACGAAAAGUACCAUCGCAGUUAUCGGUGCGGCAAACACAACAGCGAAGCAUGAAGUGAAUGUUUUAUUAGAACAGCUCACAAAAAUGGCCGUUUCUAGCAUACAGCAAAUACCUUCAGAACAGAUGUUGCAGACUGUUGAAAACUUCCAGCGUGAAGAUGCCCACAGAAGAAAACAAAAGCGGGAGAUGAUGGAAGAACAAAAAAAGAUAAACCGCACCGACGACGUAACACUCAUCUGCAAAGGGCUGUGCGGAAGGCGCGUAUGCAACCUCUCUGAUAUUUGUACAAUUGAUUCAUCCUACGUCAAUCCAGAUCCCGACUUCGCUUCUAAUUUCGUCCUUUUCCGAGAUCAUCAUAACAGUCAACAGAGAGCACUCGGUAUUAAGAAGAUUUACUGCAAAGUGUGCGAACAAGACUGGGGAAACACAUUGAAGGGCUACCCUUGUUUAAAGAUUAGCGCAUUUUACACUGAGGAACGCGGGGUGAAGCAAUCAAGGAAAAAGUGGUCCAAAGUUCCUUAUUCCGUCAAGAAAUUAUAUGCCGAUGCGUAGAAGUCUACUAUCCCCAUAGUAAUGGGAGUUUCCCACUCAGCGGUGGGAAGUGUGAAUUAUGUGCCAGACGUUCACAUACGUGAUAAAAAAUAGUCCACAAAAUACCGCACUCUGGAAAUUACUGCUACCUGUAACAAUGGCAAGUUCUUUCUAACAUGCUGUCUUAAAAUGCACGUUUCUCAAUGGUGGACAUAAUAAUUCAACAAUUACAUUUGAUACAAUAUGGCAUUUGGUAAUGUGAUGAUUUUUAGAGGUAGGGGGUGUAAAAAUGACAAGUCACAAUUUCAAUACGAUUACUUACAUUAAAAUUUUAUAAACGUUCUACAUUACAAUCCUUGGUAGUUUGGUUCACACGUUUGGAACACGUUGAAUAAACACUUUUUGGUUUGGGGGUAUACCGGGGUAUUUAUGUACCGGUAUCUACCCGUUUCAACGUGGAGUUAAUGCACGCUAAUACGAAAACGACUUUAGUUUUUUUUCUCAACAUCGAUUACAAUAUCCAGAUUUUUCUCUUUUUCAUAUAAAUUUUUGAAUUGAUAAGAGGUCCUUAGCUUAAAUGUGUUCCCAAGUGCACAAUGUCAGUUAUAUAUAUCUCCAAAUCCAUUUUCAAAUAAGAGAUUCAUGAUACAUUCACUCCAUUCAGGUUGAAUGGGCUUUUCUUUGGAAGCAAUUUGUAUUAUCUAAAAUGCUUGUUAGAGCAAAUUAAGCAAGAGAAAUGCUUUAGGUGAAUUUUUUUAUUAAUCUUUAUAUUGUAUAAGGACGCGGUACCCCCCUUCGGAUAUUGUACGCCCCAUAAGACGCCUCUUUUAGUAUCUCGUUAGGCUAAAUAUUAUUCAAAUGAUAUGAUGAACGUAGAUAUGUGAUAUUUUGGUGUUAUAAAUAACGACGAGAUUUGGAUAUAAAAAGGACUGGUGGUAGGUAGACUAAAAAGUUAAGAUAAAGGCUGUGGGAAUAAAGGUGAUCGCUUCUUCUCGAUCUACAAAUUAUUGAAUCUAGCAAUAUAAGUAUAGUAUAGGAGUUCCUCCAGUUUUCUUACUACGUAGUUUGAUGUUUUUGUAUAAAAACCUUACAGUUGUAAACAAAAGCCGAGUUUUGGGUUUUCCGAUGUAGAUCUUUCUGUUAGAGUUGUAUACUUAUCACCUUUUAACAAACCUAAAAAAUAACGGGUCACGAGAAAAGCCAACACGUUGAUGGAAAAAGUUAAUAACAAUGAUCAAAUAAA
Molecule: messenger RNA, 5101 nt
Organism: Lingula anatina
Lineage: Eukaryota; Metazoa; Brachiopoda; Lingulata; Lingulida; Lingulidae
Product: ATP-dependent RNA helicase DHX58
Biological process (GO): proteolysis
Cellular component (GO): cytoplasm
Molecular function (GO): nucleic acid binding; ATP binding; cysteine-type endopeptidase activity
Source: RefSeq, a predicted model, not a curated record